Molecule: messenger RNA, 701 nt
Organism: Leptinotarsa decemlineata (Colorado potato beetle)
Lineage: Eukaryota; Metazoa; Arthropoda; Insecta; Coleoptera; Chrysomelidae
Product: atrial natriuretic peptide receptor 1
Biological process (GO): receptor guanylyl cyclase signaling pathway; protein phosphorylation; intracellular signal transduction
Cellular component (GO): plasma membrane
Molecular function (GO): ATP binding; adenylate cyclase activity; protein kinase activity
Source: RefSeq, a predicted model, not a curated record
GUAGAAACAAUAGGUGACGCAUACAUGGUGGUAUCUGGUCUUCCAGAACGAAACGGCGACAAUCAUGCCAAAGAAAUAGGCCUAUUGGCACUGGCGAUACUGGAUGCGCUGAAAUCCUUCACGAUUCAACAUAAUCCGGACUAUCAGUUGAGGAUGAGAAUCGGCAUCCAUUCAGGACCAGUUUGUGCAGGGAUCGUCGGACAAAAAAUGCCGCACUAUUGUCUUUUUGGCGACACUGUCAAUACUGCUAGCAGAAUGGAGAGUACCGGACUUCCUCUCAAGAUACACGUCAGCGAAGCUGCAAAACAAAUGUUCGAUAAAUUCGGAACUUUUCACCUAGAACUAAGGGGGGAAGUGGAACUGAAAGGGAAGGGUUUUGUAACUACUUAUUGGCUCCUCAGAAGUACUGAAGAUGAUCCAAGACCAAUGACGCCAAGACGCAUAUCAACGAACAUUGAACCAGAAUCGAGUCCAUAUCCCUUAGUUUUCAUGGGCUAAUUAUGCAACUGUGGAAAUUUGAUCUUAGAUUUAGAAAUAGUACCUGUCUCAGUGGUUGCUUCAGAUAUCCAUUGAAUCAAUAAAAAAAUUACUUCUGUAAAGGCUUGAUUUAACUGUGGUUUGCAGAUUCAUGUUGUGAAACCCUAGUGCCAAAAUAUAUUUAUUUGUACCUGUACAAUGGAUGAAUAUAUAUUUAUUUAUAA